Gracilinanus agilis (Agile Gracile Mouse Opossum) is the source of this 3600-nucleotide messenger RNA. It is a transcript of the gene JRK, whose product is annotated as Jrk helix-turn-helix protein. The coding region runs from base 722 to 2434 and encodes 570 amino acids. Gene Ontology annotation, cellular component: nucleus. The transcript has 2 exons. Gene Ontology annotation, molecular function: DNA binding. NCBI's taxonomy places the organism in Eukaryota, Metazoa, Chordata, Mammalia, Didelphimorphia, Didelphidae. The record is from RefSeq and is a predicted model, not a curated record.
UCGGUGCUCUGGCCUCUGUCCCAGGGGGUCCCGCGGGGCCGGGGCUGCUCGAGGAUCCUACGCGGAGCCUCGCUGGUGAGCGGCCGCCGUUCAUAACGUUCUGUGCUUGUAAGCAUUGUGGAUACUGGAGAAAGCCACCCACAACUUAGACAGUAAAACCUUGAUUAACCAGAACUCAGCUAACCGCUAUUUUUGUGAGGGUGGAAGGAAGCUGCAGGCGGAAGGCAGGGAGAGCCGCCCCACCCACCACCAAGAAGCCUUGAAGUUCAAAGCAAAGCUCUGUGAUUGGUUGCUUCAUCAGCUAAGAAGAUCUGCCUUCCCAAGUCAGAGAAGCUCUGCAAAGUGGUCUGAGAACUGAACAAGUUGCUAAAAAAGUGUUAUUUCUGUGAGCAGAAGUGCAGAAGACGGGGUGGGGAGAAGCUGAGGCAAACGGGGUAGGGUUGUGGGCAGUGGGAGAAGGAAGGAAAACGUGGUUGGAAAUGGGAAUGGGGCCAGGGGAGGAAGGGAAGACCAAAUACUGGUGAAGUGGAGAGGUGGCUAGGAACACUGGGAGAAGUGGUGGGAGCUGUGAGAGGAAAAUUAAAAGGAAGGAGAGGAAACCUCAAGCAAACUGAGAGAAGGGGGCAGUGAGGUAAAAGGAGAAGUCAGAUCAGUACUGCACACAAGUGUAGCAUACACCUGUAUUUCUCUAAGUCACAGUGUGCAUAAGCCAUCCAAUCUCAUGGCUUCCAAACAGCCUGUAGUGAAGAACAAAGGAGAGAAGCGUAAGAGAGUCGUGUUGACCCUAAAGGAGAAAAUUGAUAUCUGUACCCGUCUUGAAAAGGGCGAGAACAGGAAAGCUUUGAUGCAAGAAUACAAUGUUGGCAUGUCUACCUUAUAUGAUAUCAAGGCUCACAAGGGACAGCUGCUGCGUUUUUUUGCUAAUUCAGAUUCUAACAAAGCCCUUGAACACCGCCGCACCCUACACACUCCUAAGCUAGAGCAUCUAGAUCGGGUUUUGUAUGAGUGGUUCUUGGUGAAACGGUCCGAAGGCGUCCCUGUCUCGGGCCCAAUGCUCAUUGAGAAGGCUAAAGACUUUUAUGAGCAGAUGCAGUUGACUGAGCCAUGUGUUUUUUCUGGAGGAUGGCUUUGGAGGUUUAAGGCUCGGCACGGCAUCAAAAAGCUAGAUGUUUCCAACGAAAGACAGUCAGCAGACCAUCAGGCUGCAGAGCAGUUUUGUGGGUUUUUCCGAAGUUUAAUUGCAGAGCAUGGUUUGUCCCCUGAGCAGUUUUACAAUGCUGAUGAAACUGGUCUAUUUUGGCGUUGCUUGCCAAAUUCAACUCCUGAAGGGGCUAGCGCCUCAAGUUUGAAGCAAACCAAGGAUAGAUUGACUGUCCUCAUGUGUGCUAAUGCUGCAGGCUCCCACAAAAUCAAACCUUUGGUGAUUGGAAAGUGUAACGGUCCCAGGACUUUCAAAGGGAUUCAGCAUUUGCCUGUUGCUUACAAGGCACAAGGUAAUGCAUGGAUGGACAAAGAGAUCUUUUCUGAUUGGUUCCAUCAUAUUUUUGUACCUUCAGUGAAAGAUCACUUUAGAAGUAUAGGCUUACCUGAUGACAGCAAAGCUAUUCUUCUGCUAGACAAUUCUCGAGCCCACCCUCAGGAAGCAGAGUUAGUUUCUGAUAACAUUUUUACCAUCUUCUUGCCUGCCAGUGUUACCUCACUGAUUCAGCCUAUGGACCAGGGCAUUAGAAGAGAUUUCAUGAGAAAUUUCAUCAAUCCUCCAGUCAUUGUACAAGACCUUCAAACUCGUUACAACAUAAGUGAUGCCAUUUUUAAUGUUGCUUGUGCCUGGAAUUCUGUUACUAGUGAAAUAUUAAGACGAGCAUGGAGAAAAUUGUGGCCUAGUGUUAUGUUUGCAGAAGUGUCCUCUGACGAAGAAGAAUUUGACCGCUUUAGAGUAAGGCCUCCAAAUAACACACUCGUGCAGAUUCUUGAAAUGGUGAAGGAUCCUCCUUCACCCCCAGUCAACAAACUGAAUAAAAACGAGGGAAACGAGUGGGCUGAUGCUGACCAAGAAGGUGAAGUGUCACAGGGUGUUAGUGACACAGAAAUAGUAGAAACUGUUUGGAAUCCUGACAAUGGGACUGAUUCUGAAAAAGAUAGUGAUGGAGAAGAUUUUAGGGAAGGAGAGAAAACAUCUUGGGAAAAAGCUGCUUCAUCCUUUGAUUCAAUUAUUAGUUUUGCAGAAAAGCAGCCCUGUUUUACAAAUCAGGAGAUUAUGCAGUUGCAUAUGCUGCAUGCAAUUUUUAUGCGACAAAGGCAGAUGGCAAAUAAACAAACUGAGAUCAGGGAUAUAGUCAAGAUAGAAAAUCCCAGGGGAUAUCCUAGAGUUUGCACUGAUUCAUCCCAAUCACCUAUACCAUCUACAUCUACAGCACUGUAUACUGAUAACUGAUAUUCAUUUUGGUGUCCCUGAAGCCCCAUGAAUGGACACAGUUAUAUCCAGCAGGCUGUAUUUUCACUUAGGCAAAAAAAGAAAAAAAAAUGGACUAAGACAUUUUAGAGAGAUUUUCCACAGGGGUUAUUUAAAACCAAAGGUUGCUCAUUGAAUUUGGAAAUUCAUUUAAUCACAACAAUCUAAAACUCCUUGUGCAUUCCGGUUAAUCGAGGUUUUACUCUUAUCAUCCUUUAUGUAGUAUGAGGAACCCCCAAAGGAAGUCAUCAGAACCAAAAGGCUUGUCCUUCCUAGCACAUAACAGAGUGUAGUAUAAGCCUGUAUUUUAUCUUUCAGAAAGCACUGCACAUACAGAAUCUACAAUAGAAAUAGGAUCCAGAGAGAUCUUAGUUUGUGUAGAGGGAAAAGUGUAAGAUAUUCAAGUUAUCACACAAUAGUGUCUACAGACUUUUUCCCAGUUGGGGAUUAAAUGAGACUUCAGGGCUUGUUGCCUCUCUAGGUUUUUUACCAAAGAGGGGCUUGGAAGGUCUGACUUUGAAAGAUUUAUUAGGUAGCAGAAAUCCUUCAAACUAAACUUAAGUGAGAUUCUAUGAAUGAGUCUAUGUAGGACUUGGGGGCCAUCACGCUUGUCCUGGAAAUAAAAAUGAUGGUCCAUUUCAGUUUUUGAGGUAAUAGUUCUAUGAAGUCAGAACCAAUAAUAUUUCCAAUUUAAUAUAAUUACAUUCCAGAGAAAGAAAAAAAAAAUUGUUCCAUGACUUUGGAAAAGUCAGUCUUCACUCUCACUCAUAUACUUGUUAUCCCUCUCAGUAAGAUUGGGGAUUAGAUGACCUCUAAAGCCCUAUUUCUAGCAAUCCUUGAUUUUGUGGAAAUAUGUUUUUGGCAAUUCAUAUCUGAAACCAGGCACUAGCAGCAAGGUACAGCUACUUUGAAUGUUAAAAUGACUUUUUCCCAAGGAUAUCAGAAGUGUCAUCCUAAAUUAGUCUGCUCCUCUGUUCAACCCUACAUGGGGACAAUGAUGGGCAUCUUGAAGAUGUUUUACCUUCUAUUAGGUGAUUUGGGUCAAAUUACUUCCUUUCUCUGGGGUGUUUCCUUACCUUUAAAAGGUGAGGUUUGGAUGAGGCAGUCUUGAAGUGCUCUUCUGUCUUUAACUUUGUACACUUAAUAUG